UCAAAUCUUCAACGGAUAGUUUACACUUUUGUCGCGGACGAGGAAUGUGAGGUAAAUUGUGCUGUCGUAACAAACGUGAAAUUGUAAGAAUUGUACUAUAGUGAGAAGUUGUUGUGUCUCGAGAAUUGUUCUGUAAGUAAACGUUCAAGAUGAACGAUAUACGUAACAUUAAGAAGGAGAAGAAUCAGCAUAUACAGGUCUUUGCACGUGUCAGACCAAUAAAUAAUAGUGAGAAAGUUGGGAAAUCAGUUUCCGUAUUGGAGUUACCAUCUAAUAAAGAAGUAGUGGUACGUGAAAGGCCAUUGGAUAAGCAUUCCAGAAAGUUUACAUUUGACAAAGUAUUUGGACCUACAUCAAAACAGAUAGAUGUAUAUAAUGCAGUCGUUAAUCCAUUGCUUGAAGAAGUUUUGGCCGGAUACAAUUGUACAGUAUUCGCUUAUGGCCAAACAGGAACAGGCAAAACAUUUACUAUGGAAGGUGUUAGUAAUGAUCCAACAUUGCAUUGGCAGAGUGAUACAUCAGCUGGAAUUAUACCACGUGCGUUGAGUCACUUGUUUGAUGAGUUACGUUUGUUGGAAGUACAAGAAUUCACAGUAAGAGUCAGCUUCUUAGAAUUAUAUAAUGAAGAAUUAUUUGACUUAUUAUCUCCCAGUGAUGAUGCAUCAAAAAUAAGAUUAUACGAAGAUGCUACAAGGAAAGGUUCAGUGAUCAUUCAUGGAUUGGAGGAAGUAACUGUGCACAACAAGAAUGAAGUUUACAAGAUUCUAGAGAAAGGAUCAGAAAGAAGACAAACAGCUGCAACUCUGAUGAACGCUCAUUCAAGCCGUUCUCAUACAGUAUUUUCGAUUACUAUUCAUAUAAAAGAGAACAAUAUGGAUGGGGAAGAACUCUUGAAGACAGGAAAAUUAAACUUGGUAGACUUAGCUGGGAGUGAGAAUGUUGGGAGGUCUGGUGCAGUUGACAGGAGAGCGAGAGAAGCUGGAAACAUCAAUCAAUCCUUAUUAACCCUUGGUCGAGUUAUAACUGCACUUGUUGAGAGAGCACCUCACAUACCAUAUCGGGAAUCAAAAUUAACAAGACUUCUGCAAGAAUCAUUAGGUGGACGUACGAAAACAUCAAUUAUUGCAACGGUGUCACCAGCGAGUAUAAAUCUUGAAGAGACAUUAUCAACAUUGGAUUACGCUCAUCGAGCUAAAAAUAUUACAAAUCGCCCUGAGAUUAAUCAGAAAUUGUCUAAGAAAGCAUUACUUAAAGAAUAUACAGAAGAAAUCGAGAGACUCAGGAGAGAUUUGUUAGCGUCACGUGAACGGAAUGGUGUAUAUCUGGCGCAAGAUAAUUAUAAUGAGAUGCAAUCCUUGAUUGAAAAUCAAAGCAAGGAAAUUGAAGAGAAAAUAUCGCACAUUAAAGUGCUCCAAGAAGCUAUGGAAGCUAAAGAGCAAAUAUUCAAUGAGUUACAAACGAAGCAUGUGGAGCAAGCUAAUCAACUACAAGAUACUGAAGAGUUAUUAGAAACCACCACACAUGCUUUGAAUUCAACUACCGUACGCUUACAAAUGACGGAACGUGAGAAAGAAGAACAAUCCCAUUUAGUAGAGAAACAUGUGUCCACUGAAAAACAGCUCUUCUCGCAAGCACAAGCGCUUUUAACUGUUGCUGAUGCGGUGACAGUUGACGUAAAUAAGCUUCAUGACAAAAUUUCUCACAAAAGACAAUUGGAACAAGAAAACGAACAUCUCGGUCAUCAAUUCCGAUGUAAUACUGCCAAACAAUUUCAGGAAGUUGAAAAUAAUCUUUCAUUUUACACACAAGAAUUUAGACAAUUUUGCGACUCUAGAAAAAACGAAAUUGAUGCACAGGUGAAAUUGUACAAGGAAGAUAUAGAUUCGAUGAUACAACAUAUGACCAAUGAUAUCGUUAAUAAAGAAAAACCUUUACUAGAUAACUUUAUAACGAACAUGGAUAAGUUGCAUGAAGAUUAUCAGCAACGAUUAGAUACAGAAAUUGAACAUUCAUCAAAUAUGAUUGAUCGUGAAUGUAAAUUUCUGAAUGACAUAUCAUCGAGCCUAGCAGCAAAAAUUAGCGAUUUGAUACAAAAUGAAAUUACGAAGAACUUACAGCUUUUAAAUGAAGACGUAACUCAAAAAUUGGACAAACUGUUAACAUACAUGAAAGAAUCAAUAAGUCAGCUUUAUAACUAUAAACUGCAGGAACGAGAAAGUUUAUAUAAAAGCAUAUCAAAGGUUAAAGAGAAUAUACAAACUGUUUGUGAAGGUGAUUCCAAAAUUAUGGGAGAGCAACAAAAGUUUAAAAAAUCAUUCGAAGAUUUAUGGUUACAAUUCAACAAGUUAAAUGAGAAUAUGAGUGAAAAUUAUUCGUCAGCAUGUUCCACAUUAAGUCGUGUUAAUGUAUUUUGCGACAGUACAAAUAACGAAAUUCUCGCUAAUUAUGAAAAAUUUGUUGAAAGAAACUCGACCAUGCAAGAGAAAAUUCAGAACGAUAUAUGUACACUCAAGGACGAUAUUGGAUCUAGCAUGGAAAAGAAUUUGACAUUAGCGGAAGAAGUCGUGAUUCGAGGCCGUAGUGCGAUCGAUGAGCUUGAAACUGAUUUAACCAAUAAUUGUGACACAAUAAUGAAGAACAAACUGCAUGCCGUAGAAAAUAUGAAACAACUGAAGGAUAAGUUGAAGGAAGAUAAGGCCACCUCUACUGCAACUGUCAAAAAUAUCUAUGAUAUAUUAUUACAAGGAAGUGAGGACCACAUGAAGCUUCUGGAGAAUCUAAGAAACCGGAAUACACUAAUAUCUACGGAUAUGAGCGACAAGAUCAGUACUCAAAAUAAAAAUUCGGCCGAAUGGUACGAUAACAUUGUCACGCAAUUGCGCUCGAUACAACAAAAGGUCGAGAAGUUCUUGCUUGAAGAUGUACGGCGUGAUACGCCAACCGGUUUAACACCUGCGAGGAAAGAAUACCAAUAUCCGCGGCAUAUUGUUGCAACGUCGCCGCAUGAGCGAAUUAUUCAGAGGUUCAGAGAAGCUAGAAGUUAUGUCAAUGCUUCUGAUGAUGAGGUAGAUAUAAAUGAAACAUCAUUGGUCAAUAACAAUUCGCCGAAGAAACAAUGUCCGAACGCGAAUUAAGCAUUUCAUCUGACAAUCGCCUGCAUUUUAUACUCACAGUAGAAGUUAGUUUACGUUAGAUUUAUCAUGGGAUAUAACGACAUUUGAUAUAACACGAUGUAAGCAGUGUGAAUAAAUGGUUGACAAACGAUUUUUAUAGCAUCACAUUGAUUAAUUUGUAAAC
Messenger RNA from Harpegnathos saltator (Jerdon's jumping ant), 3297 nucleotides. Its product is annotated as kinesin-like protein Klp61F. Gene Ontology annotation, cellular component: mitotic spindle; nucleus; spindle microtubule. The record is from RefSeq and is a predicted model, not a curated record. NCBI's taxonomy places the organism in Eukaryota, Metazoa, Arthropoda, Insecta, Hymenoptera, Formicidae. The transcript has 16 exons. Gene Ontology annotation, biological process: spindle elongation; mitotic spindle assembly; microtubule-based movement. Gene Ontology annotation, molecular function: microtubule binding; plus-end-directed microtubule motor activity; ATP binding. The coding region runs from base 150 to 3134 and encodes 994 amino acids.